Molecule: messenger RNA, 1182 nt
Organism: Saccharomyces eubayanus
Lineage: Eukaryota; Fungi; Ascomycota; Saccharomycetes; Saccharomycetales; Saccharomycetaceae
Gene: OM45
Product: Om45p
Exons: 1
Coding region: 1-1182 (393 amino acids)
Source: RefSeq, a predicted model, not a curated record
AUGUCUUCAAGAAUCAUCGUCGGUAGUGCAGCGCUAGCCGCUGCCAUCACAGCCAGCAUCAUGGUCAGGGAGCAGAGGGCCAAGGGCCAGGGAAGAGAUGGCAGGGCCAGCGUCUGCUACAACAACCAGGACUACGGCAGCUCGGUGCCUCCGCAGUGGGGAAAGCUGCACAACAUCAAGCAAGGACUGAAGGAGGACGCAUUGUCGUUGAAGGACGCCCUGCUAGGCGUUUCACAGCAGGCCAGGGAGGAGGCUCCUGGUGCAGUCAGACGUGUGAUCUCCGCAGAGGAGGACUCUCGGACACGCAAGAACUUAAGUCAGAAGUCCAAGGACUCUUCCUCGCAGAGCAUCUUUAACUGGGGGUUCAGCGAGGCUGAGAGAAGAAAGGCCAUAGCCAUCGGAGAGUUCGAUGUUGCGAAGAAACGGUUCGAAGAGGCUGUAGACCGCGGCGAGAAGGAACUCUUGUCCACUGUGAUGAGAGAGAAGAAAGCCGCCUUGGACAGGGCAUCCUUGGAGUACGAGAAGUACGGGAAGGCUGGGGACUUCAACGAGCUGUCGGACAAGCUGGACCAGCAGGAGAGGGACAGCAACCCUUUGAAUCGUUUGCUGAAGAAGAACGUGAACAGCGGUAGUACCGAAGAAGCUGCUGCAAGAAGUGUGCGAGGCUGGGGUGAAACUGCCCAGGAGUUUGGUAGAGAGGAGAUGGAAGAGGCCAAGAGGAACGCGUCUUCGCAGCCUAGUGAGGCCCAAAGGCGUCUCAACGAACUGAAGAAGAUCAAGGAGAAGGGCUGGUUCGGUUACAACAAGGGCGAACAAAGCGAGCAGCAGAUUGCUGAAAGAGUGGCCAGGGGCCUGGAAGGCUGGGGUGAAACUGCGGCCCAACUUUCUAAGGAUGAAAUGGAUGAUUUGAGAUGGAAUUACGAAAACUCGAAGAAGCAACUGGACAAAAACGUGUCGGACGCGAUGACUUCAUUGUCCAAAGCCAAGGAGGACUUGAAGCAGUAUGGUAGCCAUUGGUGGUCUGGAUGGACGGCCAAGGUCGACAACGACAAGGAAGCUUUGAAAGAUGAAGCUCAGAAAAAGUACGACGAAGCAUUAAAGAAGUACGACGACGCCAAGGACAAAUUUAAGGAGUGGACCGAUAACGGCGAUGGCAAAUUUUGGAGCUCAAAGAAAAACUAG